This is a messenger RNA of Hyaloscypha bicolor E, 955 nucleotides long. RefSeq lists its product as uncharacterized. The record is from RefSeq and is a predicted model, not a curated record. Lineage: Eukaryota; Fungi; Ascomycota; Leotiomycetes; Helotiales; Hyaloscyphaceae. Bases 11 to 955 code for a protein of 314 amino acids. The transcript is spliced from 3 exons.
UGCCAAGCUGAUGCAUGAAUCUGCGAUGCCCCCUCUUGCGUCGGCGAUUUUGCUCUUGGGUCACAAACUAAACUACUGUGCGACUAAUCCUGUACGGGGCAAGGACUGGAGACGCGCAGAAGGCGUCAUGCCAAACGGGGUACGGUCAUCUGAUGAUGGGAGCAAUCCAGUCGGCCUGGGGCACCGAGCACAGAGCACCGAGCACCCCGAAAAGAGGAGGGCCAACGGAGGCGAGGGCUUGCACGCGCCACAUCUCCCUCUGGGACCUGAUGGGCGCCCGAAUUUCGAACACUCCGGCUCUUUGGUCUGGAUGUUGGCGGUAACGCUGCUCAAAACCAACGUGGCAGCCAAACAGAAGUGCCAGCACUAUCGCGGUUCCGCUGCUGUACCACAGUCCUCCGGUGGCUCAGACAUUGCAGUCCGGGGACGGCGGCCAGGUCGCAGGUCGAAUGUGGCAGUGGAGAACGAGGCUGGGCUGAACACUGCUCAAUUGGGAGGGCCGUCUUCUGGGCAAGCCCCUCAAAGGCUCAAAGGCACAUGCCAGCAGCGACUGCCAGCAAACCAGCAAGCAGGAGCUUCAUAUCGGCAACAUUGCGAGAGGUUCAGGAGUCAGGGGAAAGAUGAGAGCUUCACCGCGACUAUGCACAUUGGCCCAACCUGUCACCUGCCAGCUCACUUCCAAAAGGGUACUCUGCAAAGCAUUGGCAGAUGUACCAUCUCUAGCCGCCGCAAAGUCAGCUGCUCACCUCAUGAGCUGUGGAACUUACGAGAGACAUCAAAUUUUCCCCUAUGGGACCAGAGGAUAAAUCGUGGCGUGUUGCCCGGCAACGUUCCCGAUGGAAACCCGUUGGAUGUUUUGCUUUCAAUUCCUCAAGCAAUCUCUCUCACUGGUGGCGGGCAAAGGGUACAACCCUCGCGCGAGUUUGCAGCUCGAACACAUUCAGGCCAUGACUAA